This is a messenger RNA of Trichoderma harzianum CBS 226.95, 2116 nucleotides long. RefSeq lists its product as hypothetical. The coding region runs from base 332 to 2116 and encodes 594 amino acids. The record is from RefSeq and is a predicted model, not a curated record. The transcript is spliced from 4 exons. NCBI's taxonomy places the organism in Eukaryota, Fungi, Ascomycota, Sordariomycetes, Hypocreales, Hypocreaceae.
GAUAUUAUGACUGCAUCUCAAGGCAACCGCGAAGUGUUGAUGGCCGCGGUCAAAAGAAACAUGACUGGCAGGAGCAGCCAUGUUGGAGCUUAUAUGACCUACAGCUCGUUGCUGCCCUUCCAUGACUCCCAAUAACUUGACAAAACAACAUCAACACCCCCAGGGUAUAUUCUCUUCUUCUUCUUCUUCUUAUAAUUGAUACAAUUUGAUACGCACUCAUAUCGACGACUAGCACAAGUAAAGAAUCGCCAUGGAUAAUGAUAAUGAGUAGCAGCAUAUCAGGCUCGUCCCUCAGUGCGGCAUCUGCGGAGACCGCAUCGAGGCCAAUGAGAUGGCCGUGGCUCGUACGUCUUUACUCUCCUCUCCUCUCCUCUCCUCUUCUCUUAAGCCUACCUUCAAGCUCGUCCUCGUCCUCUAUUUCAACAUGUUCAUCGUAACCAACGUCUUUCUCUUCUACCGAGGCCUGUUGGUCACCUUUGUCGUCGCCCACAACACUCUUGAAAACACCCUCUGCAAGCCCUAUAACUGCGGUGCGUGCGCUGCCUCGCUGGAAGCCGCUGCAGUGCACCACGGAUGCUAUGGAUUCUUCACGCACCGGUGCCUUAUUGACGACACACAGGUCCUGCUCCGGCGGCUCCUUGUCUUGGCCUUGUGGAAAAGGCCCUGGAAGGAGGCACAGCCGUUGUUUUUGCCCAACAGCAAUGACAGCCGGUCGCUCGAUGUGGCGGCCAAUAUGUAUGGACUUCCGCAGCUGUCCAGGCUGCCGGUCGACCUUCUCAAGAUAAUCCACGGCCACUCGGCGGGCGCUUUGUUCUGGAGGAGCAUCUCAGUGCUACGAGCGACCGUGUGUAUCUCAAACAUGGGAGACGAGUCACAGCAGUCAGAGGUCGUGGCGCUGCGGCAUGUCGUUUCCUGGAAGCGAGGCGGGAAGCUUGACAAGAGCGACUCCCAGACGCCCCUUAUAAUCAGGCUGACGAUAGAUUCCGAUGGUAUCAGUAGAGUUGAGCGCCUUGUCGACUAUCCACGAUACUGGCGAAAAAACUACAGGUACACUGCGCACAUUGUUGGAAGCGGCAAGGACGUUGAAGGGGUGCAAGUAGAGCUCGUGAAUGGUCUUUUACGCCUCAAACUUCUUCCCAAUGGCUGGGUCCCCCAUAUAUGGAAUACUCCUGUUCCGCCUCCCUUGUCCCGAUGCAACUUGUCCCCCAAUAAGCCUUCCGCUACUUGGCCACGUCUAUUUUAUCUUGAGUCAGAGAGCAUGCGAGGUAUAACCUUCUUCUACACCCUGGGGCGUCUCUGUGACAUACAUAUCCACUAUCAAGAACAAACGUCUGCUCGUUCGACGCAUCGCCGAAUGAAACGCGCUGCCCAGAGCAAUGCUAUAUGGCUCUACCUGCCUAUUCCGCCGGGAGAUCAGUUGACCGUUGUAGGCUUGCGUCAACAGCCCGGUUUGCCUUUUUGCUACCUUUUUCAGUUGAAAAAGUCCGGCGACGUCAUCAUAGGGCCUCACGGGAACUCGUUCUUUAAAGACAGUUGUCUGGGCGCAGGUACUUCCCUUGGCUUCAUCUACGGUGAGCCGAAUCGAGCGGACUUCAUGCCGCAGCAAGUUGAGCUCAUUGGCGCAUACUGCCGCCCAGAAUCACAGCCCACGCCGGAGUGGUGGUCACCGCACGUUUUCCCCCUAGACAGAUAUGAAGCCCCCCUGGACAGAUUUGGGGCCAAUUUCCUCAGCCAAGAUUCUUUCUUGCAGGCAGAAUACUUCUCUUGGGCGCCGCUGGACGACGUUGUGUCAGCUCUUGUUUUCCGCGACCAAAUCACGGGAUGCUGCAAAGGCAUCUUAUUCUUCUACCGCAACGGAGGAUGCCGGGCCAUUGGGGAAUGCCGGCUUCAUGUCGACCCAGCACAGACAGUGCCCGAGCCAAGCCAGCUCUGCUACCAGAUGGAGUCCCAUCCCGCGAAAUAUAGCCCAGACCUCUCAGUAUAUAGAGCGCGGGUGACAGUCCAGCCUAGUUCGCAGCAUGAACGCGUGCACCUUCAACAUACGCACGGGAAGAUUGUCGAUGAGGGAUGGGUAGUGCAUACGGAAUGGAAGUGCUACCUAAUGCACUCCAUUUGA